Messenger RNA from Felis catus (domestic cat), 2440 nucleotides. It is a transcript of the gene TMEM107, whose product is annotated as transmembrane protein 107. Gene Ontology annotation, biological process: non-motile cilium assembly; protein localization to ciliary transition zone. Gene Ontology annotation, cellular component: MKS complex. The transcript is spliced from 5 exons. NCBI's taxonomy places the organism in Eukaryota, Metazoa, Chordata, Mammalia, Carnivora, Felidae. Bases 52 to 474 code for a protein of 140 amino acids. The record is from RefSeq and is a predicted model, not a curated record.
CCCACAGACCACGGCCUCUGCUCCAGUCGGUACUCCUGCCCCAGGGGGGCCAUGGGCCGGAUCUCGGGGCUCGUGCCCUCUCGCUUCCUGACGCUCCUGGCGCAUCUGGUGGUCGUCAUCACCUUGUUCUGGUCGCGGGACAGCAACAUCCACGCCUGCCUGCCUCUCACGUUCACCCCCGAGGAGUACGAGAAGCAGGACAUUCAGCUCGUGGCAGCGCUGUCCGUCACUCUGGGCCUCUUUGCAGUGGAGCUGGCCGGUUUCUUCUCAGGGGUUUCCAUGUUCAACAGCACCCAGAGCCUCAUCUCCAUUGGGGCUCAUUGUAGUGCAUCUGUGGCCCUGUCCUUUUUCAUAUUCGAGCGUUGGGAGUGUACCACGUACUGGUACAUUUUCGUCUUCUGCAGUGCCCUCCCAGCUGUCACUGAAAUGGCAUUGUUCAUCAGCGUCUUUGGACUGAAAAAGAAACCUUUCUGAGACCUUCGUGACGGGAACAUAGGGAUGACGGUUCGAGGAACACGGGACCACUCACCAUUCCUGGACCGAGGAAGGCAGUCUUCAGCCCUCAAAUUGCAUUUGAUGGAGGAUGUCAGUGUUAGGGUAAUUAUCACUCGAGUCUGGGAUUAUCAGCGUUUUCUUUAGUGCUUGUAAUAAAAUAUAUCUUAGAGUAAGAUCAAGACUUACGACAAUUCUAGGGGAGAAUUGGGGCGGCCAAACUGCUAGAGAAACGGAAGGCUGUUUUCCAGCCUUGCAGACUGUACGAUAAUACGUGUGGCUUUUAGUUUGGUUAUUACGGUAGACGUCUGACGGAAGGGGGCCGGUGGGCGGAGAUAUGUAAAUAAAGUCCCCGCGAUUUUGGGGCCAAGCUCGUGAGUGGAGCAUUCUGGGAGGAAUUAGGUUGUCUCUUUUUGGCAGUCAAAUCGGGAAAGAAAUAUUGUUUAAUUCUGCAAAUAAACGAGCAACGGUAACGGAAGACCCUGAAUAACAUCGGGUUGCUCGGGCUAGCCCAUUAACUACUCACCCUAGCUGCAAGCGGGACCUUUUUCCCUGAGUAAGGAACGCACGUGUAUUUCCGUUUAUCGUCAGGUAGGAUAAUCCUUACCUGUUCCUCCUUCGGGAGGGCAGAUUGGAACAUGAUGAUUGGAGAUCGCAUGACUCGUGAUUAACGUCUCUGCGUAAUCAGGACUUGCAACACCCUGAUUGCUCCUAUCUGAUUCUGCCUGACGAUCCUCACCUUUGUUUUUAUGGGAAGUGAUAGAUUUUUGUUCUUUGGGUGUGAUAGUGGUGCAACCACCAAGGUCAUGCUGCGUAUUGCGGCUGGGGAGGGAUGGUGACUGUUUGAAAUCUUACUGACAGUAGCUCGUAUUUUGGGAUUCGUAUUCUCCUUCUAUGGGUUGACGGUUUUCCGGAAACUUCCAUCAUCCGAUGACUGGUCUUGGGGUGUUUUUGAACGACACAAUCUUAGUGGGGCGGCUCCUUAAGGGAGGAGCCGAUUAGUGUUCCACGAGGUUAGUUAAUUGUUACAAGGGAAGAACUGGUUGGUUUCCAGGUUUCCGUGAAGUCGCUGUUAAUAUUUCAUCAAACUUGGUGUCGCCAGUGGUUUAUUAUCAGACCGAGGCCAGAAGGGCCACCUGGGCGUAGCUUCCGCUGUUCCUCGGUGGUCUGAUGAGUACCCCCCACCUCUGCCUGCCAGCACAUGGCAAGAACACGUCCAAAAGGAGAUUAUUUGAACACGCUAUUAGGCAUUGGACAAACACUGCCAGAGUCUGAGGUGCCACCUUGUUUCAGAUCAAGGGUCGUGUUUACUAGGGAAGGUUCAGUGUAUGUUGGGAAGGUCCUCUGUGCAUUUUUUCAGUCCCAAAUGGGGGAGCCCUGGCCAUUCGAAAUAAGCAGAAGGCAUCCAAGGAGAUGCUUUCUGGUGAGGCCCCUCAGGUGAUGCCCCCCCCCCCCCCCCCCCCCGCUUUUCCCUUCUGGAGGAUCGUCCCUUCUGGCAGCCCUUCAUCCCGAGCACUCCUUCAAUAAAUACUUCUUGAGCAUUUCCUAUAUGCAAAGCUCUGUAGGAAGUACUGACUGAGGGAAGAGUGUGAAUAUGGUCCGUGCUCAGCCUCACGAUGGAGCCAUCGUGGCGCAUGGAGACCGACCAGAAACAAGUUCCCCUCUUCGCGGAGUACUUGCAGAGCAAAUUGUGGUAAGAGCCCUAAAGGAGAAUUACAGAGGCUACGGAGCAGGAGUAUUGCUCGUAUAGGAGCAGUUGGAGUUGAGGUCCUGGAGUGUGGCUGGGGAAAGUCACAUCCCACUGCGGUCUGUGUGCUUCACGAUUUGUGAAAGCCGACCUUUUGUGUUUCAGAAACGUUGUGGGCGAGUUGUGAAACAGCUCUUAUCAGAAAUGAUACAAACAGUUAAAUUGUAUUUAAAAACAGAGGUCAUAAAUACUCAAAACUCA